Messenger RNA from Nematolebias whitei (Rio pearlfish), 1058 nucleotides. It is a transcript of the gene cfap298, whose product is annotated as cilia and flagella associated protein 298. The transcript is spliced from 8 exons. The record is from RefSeq and is a predicted model, not a curated record. Lineage: Eukaryota; Metazoa; Chordata; Actinopteri; Cyprinodontiformes; Rivulidae. Gene Ontology annotation, biological process: regulation of cilium movement. The coding region runs from base 122 to 994 and encodes 290 amino acids.
GAAGAAGCUGAACCUCACGUCCUGUAGAUGUAACGUUAGCGAGAAACGGGAUAAGCAUCUAGCUUUAAUAACGAAAGAACCUACUAGGUUUAGCUGCAUAGGAGGUUAGUUUGUGGAGAGCAUGGUGCAGCUGCACGUGAAGCGCGGAGAUGAGAGCCAGUUUCUGUUCAACGCCACGACAGACGCUCCUCUGGAGGCGGUGACCCAACAAAUUACAGCCAUUUACAACGGGAGGCUCAAAGUGGACCGAAUCUGUUCAGAGAUCCCAGAGCUUGCAGAUCAUGGUGUCACACUUCCACCCAACAUGCAGGGGCUGACGGAGGAGCAGGUUGUGGAACUGAAACUGAAGGAUGAAUGGGAAGACCGGUGUAUUCCUAGUGGCGGGUCGGUAUUUAAAAAGGACGACAUCGGAAGGAGGAAUGGACAUGCCCCUAAUGAUAAAAUGAAGGAGGUGUUGAUGAGGACUGUGGAGGAGGCAAAGGCGCUCAUCUCCAAGAAACAAGUUCAAGCUAAUGUUUGUGUCACCACGGAAAUGGUAAAGGAAGCCCUGGAUCAGCUAAGGGGCGCAGUGAUGAUUGUGUACCCCAUGGGACUUCCUCCUCAUGACCCUAUAAGGAUGGAGUUUGACAACCAGGAAGAGCUCUCGGGGACACAGGCGUCUCUCCAGGUGAUGUCCGAGGAUGAAUGCCAGCUGUGGUGGGCUGGUAAAGAGAUGCAGAGAGGCAAAAAGCUGCAGGACUAUAUUGGCAAAAAUGAAAAGACAAAACUUGUGGUCAAAAUCGUAAAGAAAGGACAGGGGGCACCAGCGAGAGAGCCUCUGGUCACUGACGAGCAGCAGAAACAGAUGAUGCUGCAUCAUUACAGAAGGCAGGAAGAACUUAAGAAACUGGAGGAGGCAGAUGAUGACAGCUACCUGGACUCAGAGUGGUCUGACAGACAGGCCCUCAAACGACAGUUCCAGGGACUUACCAACAUCAAAUGGGGGCCGAAAUGACGUUCAAAUUUAUUCUCUGCACCUCUGCUAGAGAAGUACGUUAACAGCUCCGAAUGCAGUUGAU